Molecule: messenger RNA, 816 nt
Organism: Saccharomycodes ludwigii
Lineage: Eukaryota; Fungi; Ascomycota; Saccharomycetes; Saccharomycodales; Saccharomycodaceae
Gene: GPN3
Product: putative signal sequence-binding GTPase GPN3
Exons: 1
Coding region: 1-816 (271 amino acids)
Molecular function (GO): GTPase activity
Source: RefSeq, a predicted model, not a curated record
AUGUCUCGUGUUGGUGUUUUGGUACUAGGUCCAGCAGGUGCUGGUAAAAGUACUUUUUGUAACUCAAUAAUUUCACACAUGCAAACUAUAGGACGUCGUGCACAUAUCGUUAAUUUGGAUCCAGCAGCAGAACCUAAUAAGUAUGAAUUUACCAUUGAUAUAAGAGAUUUAAUAUCGUUGGACGAAGUGAUGGAAGAAUUAGAUCUGGGUCCUAACGGUGGGUUGGUUUAUUGUUUUGAAUAUCUUUUACAAAAUUUAGAUUGGUUAGAUGAAGAAAUUGGUGAUUAUAAUGAUGAAUAUUUGAUAUUUGAUUGUCCUGGGCAAAUUGAAUUAUAUACUCAUAUUCCAGUAUUACCGACAAUAGUUAAACAUUUACAACAACAGUUAAAUUUUAAUCUUUGCGCAGCAUAUCUACUAGAGUCAUCAUUUAUAGUAGAUACUUCUAAAUUUUUUAGUGGGUCCCUAUGUGCAAUGAGUGCAAUGAUUUUAUUGGAACUUCCACAUAUUAAUAUCUUAAGUAAAUUAGAUUUGGUAAAGGAUGAGUAUAAUAAGAAAAAAUUAAAAAGAUUUUUAAAUCCUGAUCCCAUGUUAUUGCUGGAUCAAGCAAAUAAAGAUACUAAUGUUAGGUUUCAUGAUUUAAAUAAAGCUAUUGCAAAUUUAGUUGAUGAUUUUGGAAUGGUUCAAUUUUUGCCAUUGGAAGCCAAUGAUCCAGAAAGUGUUUCCACUAUAAUAAGUUACAUAGAUGAUGUAACACAAUGGGCUGAAGGACAAGAACCUAAAGAGCCAAAAGAUGAGAUAGAAUUUGAUGAAUUAUGA